AUGGGUACCGCUCAGGUUCGCUUCUGUGAUGCAGAUGCGUGCCAGGCAUUCUAUGACAAAUACCCUAAUGGCAUUGACCUGGACAAGAGUCGCAAGGUCACCGCCUUUGUCGAGUUGGGUAAGGAGGUGGACGUGGUCAGCUCUCAGCUGUCCUUCAAUCUCUCUGUCGGUGCAACUCGCGUCGUCCGUGCCGUGGGUGUCGAUGCAGAUGUGAACAUGAAUCAGAUGAUUCGUCUAUCCACUUCCCAGAAUCGCAAAAUCGAGAAGAUCGUUGACAGUUGGGUCCCCGGUGAAGCAAGAAGUGCAUCCUUCCGCUUCUGUACCAUCGAAGAUGCGGUGCGCUUCCGCGCUGCGAUCAUUCGUGAUGCCGACUGGGAGCAAUGCAAUGUGCAGUAUGGCAGUGACCCCUGCGAUCUCGCUACUGGGAUGCACGUUGACUGA
Messenger RNA from Aspergillus melleus, 441 nucleotides. RefSeq lists its product as uncharacterized. The record is from RefSeq and is a predicted model, not a curated record. The transcript is spliced from 3 exons. Bases 1 to 441 code for a protein of 146 amino acids. Lineage: Eukaryota; Fungi; Ascomycota; Eurotiomycetes; Eurotiales; Aspergillaceae.